Molecule: messenger RNA, 649 nt
Organism: Alnus glutinosa
Lineage: Eukaryota; Viridiplantae; Streptophyta; Magnoliopsida; Fagales; Betulaceae
Exons: 2
Coding region: 38-553 (171 amino acids)
Source: RefSeq, a predicted model, not a curated record
CUCGAUCCCUUGAAGAGCUAAUCAUCUUUGCAAAGAUAUGACACCAAAACCACUGACUAAAACACCAGUAUCCAAUCUCUUUCCCAUCAUGAAUGAGCACAGGCUGCGAAAGGUGGUCUCCGACAUAUCCGUCGAAAUCGACAAAUAUAUUAAGGAAUUCGAAAACAUUGUGGUGGUGGAUGAAGUUGAAUGCGAAUGCUGUGGGCACAAAGAGGACUGCACUCCGGCCUACAUCGCACAAGUUGAAGAAUCUUAUUCAGGAAACUGGGUUUGCGGUCUCUGUUCUGAAGCUGUAAAAGAAAGACUGGCCCGCGGAGCUCCAAAAAUAGCCAUUAGAGAAGCAGUUAGCUCUCACAGGGAGUUUUGCCAGAAAUUCAACACCACAACUAGACUCAACCCGAAUCUCUCAUUGACAUGCGCGAUGAGGGAUAUUGCAAAAAGAAGUUGUGAGAAAAGGAACUCGUCAAUAACAAAACUUGCUCAAACCACUAGCAGGGACGGAGCCAGAAGUUCUUAUGGGCAGGGGCUGGUAGUAAAAAAAAAUUAUUGGUAGGAGCUAAUAGGCUAAAUUUUUAGUUUUUUAGCUUAUAUAUAUAUAUAUAUAUUUUUUUUUUGAGAUUUUUUUUUUUUUUUUUAACCUAAGAAUUUU